This is a messenger RNA of Cercospora beticola, 1592 nucleotides long. RefSeq lists its product as uncharacterized. The record is from RefSeq and is a predicted model, not a curated record. Lineage: Eukaryota; Fungi; Ascomycota; Dothideomycetes; Mycosphaerellales; Mycosphaerellaceae.
ACACCAGAACGAGUCCCUCGAGAAUGGCGACAGCAGAGACAACAGCCAAAAUGGCGCCAAGUGAUUCCACCAAAUUCGAAGAAAAUCUCGACCACAAUACCACAAGCAUGGAGAAGUCUUCCGGCAGCAGAGAUCGGUCUUCGUCGAAUUCUUUCAGCGCAGGUGACGACUCUGCUGACGUUCCAGCUCUACGUAAAACUGGCGCUGCCGGUAUCAUCCAGGAUGUCUUCGCCGUUGAUCGAUCAAAGCAUCACGUUUAUAUCACUGGCCUUCGCGGAGUACUGGUCAUUCAGAGCUUCAUGUGGACAUUCUUCCAGACAUUCAUACCAACUCUGGUCUCGAGAGAUACGCCUGGUCCGGUCUAUCAGGAUCUAUUGAGAGAAAUCCUCAGUGUGCCUUUAUGGAAUCAGAGCCUCGUAUACAACUUCUUCAUCAUUCUUUCCAUGAGAACUAUAGCUGUGUCAUUUCUGACGAACCCUACGGGACAGUCAUACGCUGCAACUAUCAUUCGCCGCAAUGUGAGAAUGGUAGUCAUCUUGUGUGCCGGAUCUGGACUGGCGACUCUCAUCUUCUCUCGCAUAGGAGUGGAAUAUAUCAACGAGUUCAAGCAGAAGCUACCAAACGAAUCUAUCGUGACACCGACGACGGUUUACGAUGGUGGAGCCGCAUUCAAUUCGCUGUUCAACCUCUUUUGGUUGACCUACGAUCACUACAAACAGGCAGGCAAUAUGUUCUGGCCCACGGCAACACUUUGGGUUCCUUCCAUCAUCUACUUCCAGUCAUAUACUGUCUACUUUUUAAUGGUCAUUCUGCCCUUCGCGCGACCAAAAUGGCACAUUUCCGGCCUAGGCCUUUUCGCCUUGGGUUCUUUCUGGAUGGGUUACUGGGGCUGGUACUCGGUGACGGGACUGAUCUUCGCUGACCUGGCAAUCAAUGCAACACUGAAGGUAGAGUUGAAAGCAGGCCUGAAAGUCCGCGACGACUGGAGAAUACCUUACGCAGCUAUUGCUCCAAUGCUUUUCGCAAUCGGAAUCGCUUUCAAGUAUGCAUUUAUCGUGCGGCCGCAGUACAUGGACAAGCUAUUGGUGCUGCAUCCAUACUUGGACAUCUCCACCAGAUACUCGCCUAGCACGACCGUUGAGGCUGGGCCGUAUGCUCGACUGGACGACUGGUUUGUCAUCACCGGUAUUCUGCUCGCACUUGAGCUUUUCGAGAAUGCGCAGUACUACCUUUCAUUCAAGCCACUGGUGUACUUGGGAGAGAGAUCAUUCAGCAUUUUCGUCGCGCAGUGCAUAUUCUUCUGGACAGGAGGGAUAAAGCUUUGGCUGGUCCUCCACGACGAGAGAGGCCUCUCUACAGCAAGUGCCAAUGGCGUGGUCUUCCUUGUUGGCUUCCUGGCUGUGUCUGUAUUUGCAGAAGUGUUCUUCCGACUGAUCGAUGCACCUUCAAUCUGGUUGGCCAAGAAGACUUACACAUGGCUAGUGGAUUGAUCUGUAAAAUGUGUUCCGCUGGUUGGAAUCAGGCGGCACGGCAGGCGUUGUGUUGCCAGCUGAAUGUGCAUCAAAUUUUACAUCAAUAUUUCAAUCGCCCAC